Molecule: messenger RNA, 555 nt
Organism: Aaosphaeria arxii CBS 175.79
Lineage: Eukaryota; Fungi; Ascomycota; Dothideomycetes; Pleosporales
Exons: 2
Coding region: 1-555 (184 amino acids)
Source: RefSeq, a predicted model, not a curated record
AUGCCACCCCACCAGCAACUUGCAACAAUCACGCCUGACACAUGUGGAGUGAAGGCAAAGUUUGGCGAUAGCCAGCCUAUGUAUAUCUACUGCGACCUCUGCGUAUACAAGCUACGGAAUAUCAUAAUCAUACAGGAAGGCGACCAAGAUAUCCGCGACUCUCCAGAAUUUCACUUCACCAUUCUUGAAACCAUCAACGGUCUGUUUCCCGACGAUAAAUACGCAGAGUGGUUCCCCUGGCAAAGGCGAGAUUACGGCAUCGAUGACAGCGAUAAGGACAUAUAUAGAUGGGCCAGUUGCUGUGAGGAGGGGAUGGCGACAAAGAGAUUCAGGGCUCUGAUCGAUAUAUUCUUCGAGAAGUACGCUGACGAAGAGGUUAAUGGAGUGGAAGAAGGGUCCUUGCCCCUGAAUCAUAUUUUUAGGAUCCCGUCUCGUUAUCGUAGGAGACGGUCUAGGUUGCUGGAGGAGGAGGUUUCUACUCGAGUUGAAUUGGAUUCAGAGUUGAGGAACCCGUCAGGAAUAGUUGAAAGUGUUGAACAUGAUGAUGAAGAAUAG